UGUGCUUGCUAGAUUCCCGAGGAUCUCUCUGCCUUUCCCUUGGCUUGCCUUGCCUGAUUUGAUUGCCUCAUCCGACUCCGCCUCCUCUUCCUCGGCAUCUCUCGAUCUGCUUCCCCCUCCUCGACGAAACCCUAGCAGAGCCGCAGAGCCUAGGAGGAGCAUCUGGGUAGGCUAGGCGGGAGCAGCAGCAGCAGCAGCCGUGCUCUCAUGGCGGCGCCCAAACCCAUCUGGGUGCGGCAGGCCGAGGAGGCCAAGCUCAAGUCCGAGGCCGAGACCGCCGCCGCCGCCAAGGCCGCCUUCGACGCCACCUUCAAGGCCCUCACCGCUGCCUCCGCCGCGUCCGGCGACGACGACCAGGAACCGGAUCCCGCCCCGCCCUCCCCUGCAGAAGCCGCCUCCCCGGACUCCGACGACGACGCCCCGACCCCACUCGGCCCGGUCGACCCCUCCGAGUGCUCCGCCGCCGGGCCUGGCAUCGCCGGCGGCUCCGCGGGGGCUCCGGCGACCCUCACCGUCAUCGCCAAGGACCGUCACGGCCGUAGGCUCACCACCGGCGGCGCGCGCGUGCGUGUACGUGUCUCCCCCGCCGCGGGUGUCGGUGGGGACGACCUCGAGGGCGCCGUCAAGGACAACGGCGACGGCUCCUAUGCCGUCACCUACGCCGUCCAAAAGCGCGGCAACUACAUGGUGCACGUCGACCUCGACGGCGCCCCCGUCAUGGGCAGCCCCUUCCCCGUCUUCUUCAGCGCCUGCACCGCCGCAUCCUCGGCAGCUUUCCCCAACGCCCUCCCCACCGUCACCUCCGCCUACCCCAACAUGGUUAACCAGACCAUGCCCAACAUGCCCAACUACACAGGCGCGCUUUCUGGCGCCUUUCCCAGCCUACUUGGCCUCAUCCCUGGUUCCUCCACCGGUUCCUCUGGUGGAAUCGUCCUGCCGGGGGUCGGUGCCUCGCUGGGGGAGAUAUGCCGGGAGCAUGUCAACGGUAAAUGCGCAAAGGCGGACACCGACUGUAAGUUCAGCCACCCGCCGCAGCAGCUGCUGAUGUCCGUGCUUGCUGCCACUACGUCUGUUGGUGCCCUUGGCCAUGCGCCCAUGGCGCCCUCUGCAGCUGCCAUGGCAGCCGCACAGGCCAUCAUGGCUGCUCAGGCACUGCAGGCACAUGCGCAGAUGGAGGCCAAUUCCAAGGCCACAAGAGAGGCUUCAGGCUCAAUGGAUAAAGCUGAUGUUCUGAAGAAAAUUGUUCAAAUUAGCAACCUGAGUCCACUUCUUACGGUGGAUCAUAUUAAGAAGCUAUUUGGGCACUGUGGUAAAGUUGUUGAUUGUACCAUAACAGAUUCAAAGCACAUUGCUUAUGUAGAGUACUCCAAACCAGAAGAAGCAACUGAAGCAUUACAACUCAAUAACGUGGAUGUUGGUGGUCGCCCAUUGAAUGUGGAGAUGGCUAAAUCUCUUCCUCCCAAAACUAAUUUGGGUAAUAGUAACUUGCCUAUGAUGAUGCAGCAAGCUGUUCAGUUGCAACAGAUGCAAUUCCAGCAGGCGCUAUUGAUGCAGCAGACAAUAGCAGCCCAACAGGCUGCUGCACGUGCGGCCACCAUGAAAUCUGCCACUGAAGCAGCAGCAGCAAGGGCUGCUGAGAUAAGCAAGAAGUUGAAGGCAGAGGGUUUUGGUGGGGACAAUGUGGAAGAAAAGGAUGCAAAAGGGAAGUCAAGAUCACCAUCACCCUCUACUCGAAGAUCAAAAUCUCGGUCAAGGUCACCUAUCAAGUACCGUAGGAGCAGGCGAUCUCGCUCCUACUCCCCCCCAGUUAGACACUCCAGGGAUCACCGAUCACGGUCACCGUCAAGAUCUCGCCACUUAAAGUAUGGUAGUGAUCGAUUGCAUAGGGAUGAUAGGGACAAGUAUAGCAGGUCUGGAAGAAGAGAGAACGACCGAUCGCGUGAUCAUGAUUCAUCUAGUUCAAGGAGAAACAGGAGCAGAAGUAAAAGUCCAAGGCAUAAGAAGCCCUCCAGAGUUGAUUCUCGGUCACCCAAGCAACAAAGAGAAGAAAGUUUAAGCCCAUCAAAAUCAAGGUCUGCUCGGGCUGGUUCAAGAUCACCACGACACCAUAAGGGAAGCAAAUCAUCACCAACUCGCGACCAUCGUUCUUCUCGUCGUAGCAGGCAUUCAGGAUCCAGAUCUCCUGAGAGAAAGCAUCGUCACAGUGAUAAAAAGGACAGCAGAAAGUCCGAGAUACAGGAUGAUAAAAGAAGAUCACAUAGAGGUAAUAGAGGUGACAAAGAUGAAAGGUCUGUAAAGGAUCCAGUGGAAAGAUCUCAUAGAGGUAAUAGAGGUGACAAAGAUGAAAGGUCUGUAAAGGAUCCAGUGGAAAGAUCUCAUAGAGGUAAUAGAGGUGACAAAGAUGAAAGGUCUGCAAAGGAUCCAGCGGAAGAUAAAAAGGUGGAUACUUCUGCGGUUGCUCAUAAGAGGAGCUCAACAGUAUCUGAAGAUGAAAUUCUGAACAACAGUAAUAGUAACCAUAAGAAAUCUAGACAUGAAGCUGGUUUGGAAUAUGAUGAAGGGAAGGAUGUGUGCUCUGCUGUAGCUGACCUUAAUGGGCAACUUGGACCUGGAAGAGACAGCGCAUUAGGGGGCACUGGAGAGUCUGCUAUAUGAUAGUGACCACAGUAUUUACUUGGCUUCUGUAUCAUUCAGUUGGCUGACCACAGAAUCACUUGAUUGAUGAUGAUGCAGAAUGCUGAGCUGGUGUUUGUUAUCUUCCUUUCUGAUUUAGGAGUUUUAUUUGCAGGAUAUGAAGAUCUUUGAAGAACUUGAGUGCUGUUCGGAGUGUUCAUCUGAUAUAUUAAAAUCUAUUCCUCAUCAACUCAACUGAUGGAGAUUCACUCCUUGAACUUCUAAUUGUAACACUGAAGCUUGUAAGGUGAUUUCAUACAGUGAGGUCAAAACCAACCAUAUAUUUGUCAUUUCAGGCUCAUGAUACCAUGGCGAGUUGGAGCUUGUAUCUGGGAUGUUGAUUGAAGAUUCAAUGGAGUACACACUUACUCAAGUAAAGUCCAUAUACAAGACUGUAAACAACUUAUCUUCUAGGCUAUGUUACAUUUCAGCUGGAAUGCUUUGGCUAGUUAAAUGGUCUAAAUAUGUUCCUCUGCAUACUGUAAACGUCUUCUGAAUUCUGAUGCACUUAGUUCGCCUCAAGUACUUUUUUGUUGCAUAUGAUUAGUACUACGUGUAUCUUGUAUCAGUAAUGGUUCGAAAAGUUCGAUAUGCUUAACCAAUA
Phragmites australis (common reed) is the source of this 3277-nucleotide messenger RNA. RefSeq lists its product as uncharacterized. Bases 208 to 2655 code for a protein of 815 amino acids. Lineage: Eukaryota; Viridiplantae; Streptophyta; Magnoliopsida; Poales; Poaceae. Gene Ontology annotation, molecular function: metal ion binding; protein binding; RNA binding. The record is from RefSeq and is a predicted model, not a curated record. The transcript has 3 exons.